This is a messenger RNA of Microsporum canis CBS 113480, 924 nucleotides long. RefSeq lists its product as uncharacterized. The coding region runs from base 1 to 924 and encodes 307 amino acids. The record is from RefSeq and is a predicted model, not a curated record. The transcript has 2 exons. NCBI's taxonomy places the organism in Eukaryota, Fungi, Ascomycota, Eurotiomycetes, Onygenales, Arthrodermataceae.
AUGUACGUUAUAUAUUUUGCCCUCCUGCUCUCUCAUGGCGCCUUGCUCAGUUUGGCUGUGAAUUGUACGGCUGUAGUAUUCGCACAGCCAUCAACAACAACUCCGAACCCGAAUUACUCUUGGGGAGACAGACCCAGACUUGAGUUUGGAGGCUGGUCAGACGAAGAGGUGAAGGAAUGCCUGGGCAGCGCAAAUUCAUACAAUAUCUGGCUAGUGUCCAAUGAUGAUAGGUGCCCGUAUGUUUGGCUACUCUAUGAAGAGAUUGAGCCAAGGAAAAAGUUUGACUCAUAUGGGACAGUCGAUAUAUCGAAAGAUAACCUUGUAUGGUCGCCAUUCCAUUUCGAUCUUAGAAAAGCGUCGGAGGAAUACGAUGUGAACGAGACCUUAUACGCAGUGUCUGGCGGAUUCGGAAUAUCCGACGAUAGCCCAGUCACAUCAUAUACGACAAUUACCAGCACAUCAACCACAAGCUAUACUACAUUAACAACAGCCUCAUCAACCUCAGAGAGCAUUCUCACCCCGGUCGCAACUAUUAUUGUAACAAAAACAUUAGAACCCACCGCCACACACUCGAUACCUGUCAACCACAAAAACGCGGGCCUCAGCACUGGCGCAAAAGCAGGCAUUGGAGCAGGCGUAGCUGCUGGUGCAAUUGGCCUCGCAGCUGCAGCUUAUUUACUGCUACUACUACGGCGGCGGCGGCGGGCGAACCAAGUUAUGCCUAUGGUUAGCGGUCAUGAGUCCAAUAAGUACUCACCCCCUGGGCCACCAGAAAUGCACGAUGAGGUGCCAGGCUCGCUUCCCGUGGUCAGCGAAACGGGUAAUAACCAAAAGAGACCUCCGAGCGAGAUGCUCGGCUCCAUACCAGCAGGAAAACCUAGUGGAAGGGGCGUUCAAGACGGAGUGACAUACGAGUUGCCAUAA